AUGGGGUCUGGGCUGUACCAGAGGCUGGGAACAGCUCGUGACAUUGUGGAGACUGUCCAUAGCCGUUCCAGGGACAUGGCCAUGGUUGAGGACUCUGGCUCCAAAGUGGACACAGUUUGUUUUAGGAAGAUGGAUGGUAUUACCUGGCCCUACAUGUCCAUUGGAACACUACGUGAUCAAGUCAUCUAUCCAGACACAGUGGAUGACAUGCACGAGAAAGGCUACCAAGAUCAAGAUCUGGAGUCUAUCCUGCACAUGGUUCACCUGUACCACAUAGUUCAAAGAGAAGGAGGCUGGGAUGCUGUCAUGGAUUGGAAAGAUGUUUUAUCAGGAGGAGAAAAACAAAGGAUGGGCAUGGCUCGGAUGUUCUAUCAUAAGCCGAAAUACGCAUUACUGGAUGAAUGCACAAGUGCUGUAAGCAUUGAUGUUGAAGGAAAAAUAUUCCAAGCUGCAAAAGCUGCUGGGAUAUCCCUGCUUUCUAUUACACACAGACCUUCUCUUUGGAAGUACCACAGUCACUUGCUGCAGUUUGAUGGACAAGGUGGCUGGCGUUUCGAGCAGUUGGACACCGCCAUCCGUUUAACACUGAGCGAGGAAAAACAGAGACUGGAAUCCCAACUUGCAGGAAUUCCUAAAAUGCAGCAGAGACUGAAUGAACUGUGUAAAAUCUUGGGAGAAGACUCGGUGCUUAAAACAGUGGACAAAGAGGAGUAAAUAAUUUAUGU
Messenger RNA from Nestor notabilis (Kea), 725 nucleotides. RefSeq names its product ATP-binding cassette sub-family D member 2-like. The transcript has 5 exons. NCBI's taxonomy places the organism in Eukaryota, Metazoa, Chordata, Aves, Psittaciformes, Psittacidae. Gene Ontology annotation, biological process: very long-chain fatty acid catabolic process; fatty acid beta-oxidation; peroxisome organization. Bases 1 to 714 code for a protein of 237 amino acids. The record is from RefSeq and is a predicted model, not a curated record. Gene Ontology annotation, cellular component: peroxisomal membrane. Gene Ontology annotation, molecular function: ATP binding; long-chain fatty acid transmembrane transporter activity; ATP hydrolysis activity.